GAUCCCUGUUUGAGGGAUGGGGGAGCUGAGGCCUGGGGCCGCACAGCUGAAGAAGCGGCCCCUGAGUGACAGACUGUUGCCCUCCGCCCCAUCGGCUCGUACAGCGGGCGGGGGACUUCAGUCUCCACGCGCCCCCUGGGCUGUGCCGCGCAGCACUGCUGGCCCCAGUCAGAGGUGUGGCUGUGGCUCCUGGCGAAGAGCCGUAGUUUGUGAAAGAACUUUUGGGUGAAUACUCUGUGGGCCUGAUGACUUGCUGCUGUCACCAUAUCUCACAAGGAGUAGACAAGAGAGGGAACUGAAGAACCCAUGCCUAGGAAUGCCUGCUGCAGAGAUCCUACCUGAUCAUGCUGGAGCAUGCCAAGAUGAGAGAGUUUUCCUUAGGUCAGGCCUGUUUAAGAGAAGAGGGGUGGACCACGGCCCCGCUGCCAUAAGGAACGCGGGGCUGACGGAGCGGCUCUCCGGCUUGGGUUGCCGAGUGUACGACUUUGGAGAUCUGAGUUUCACUCAAGUGCCCAAUGACGAGCUGUACAACAACCUGGUCAAAUACCCACGCUCUGUGGGAUUAGCCAGCCAGGUGCUGGCUGACGCUGUGAGCGGAGCAGUGGCUGCUGGACAUAGCUGUGUAACUAUGGGAGGUGACCAUAGCUUGGCGCUUGGUUCCAUCAGUGGCCACACACGGCAGUGCCCUCACCUCUGUGUGAUCUGGGUGGAUGCACACGCCGAUAUCAACACCCCUCUCACAACUCAAUCUGGAAACCUCCAUGGACAGCCAGUCUCAUUUCUGUUACGAGAGCUCCAGGAUAAAAUGCCACUGCUUCCUGGCUUUUCUUGGCUAAAGCCCUGCCUCUCAACAUCUGAUAUUGUCUACAUUGGUCUGAGGGAUGUGGAUCCUGCUGAACACUAUAUUUUGAAGAACUAUGACAUUCAGUAUUACUCAAUGAGAGAUAUUGAUCGCCUUGGAAUCCAGAAAGUUAUGGAAAGGACAUUUGAACAACUAAUGAGCAGGAGACAAAGACCAAUUCAUCUGAGCUUUGACAUUGAUGCUUUUGAUCCUUCACUGGCUCCAGCAACAGGGACGCCUGUUUUAGGUGGAUUAACAUAUCGGGAAGGCAUGUACAUUACGGAGGAAAUACACAAUACAGGAUUGCUUUCAGCUGUGGACCUGGUUGAAGUAAACCCAUUGCUUGGAGCCUCGCAGGAGGAAGUGAAUGCUACAGCCAGUCUUGCAGUGGAUGUGCUAGCAACGUGCUUUGGGCACACAAGAGAAGGAGCACAUACUGUUUUUGAUGAACUCCCAACACCUAAUUCACCAGAUGAAUCAGACAGUGAAGAGCAAGUGAGGAUUUAG
Messenger RNA from Mauremys mutica (yellowpond turtle), 1348 nucleotides. RefSeq names its product arginase 2 (gene ARG2). Gene Ontology annotation, molecular function: manganese ion binding; arginase activity. NCBI's taxonomy places the organism in Eukaryota, Metazoa, Chordata, Testudines, Geoemydidae. Gene Ontology annotation, cellular component: mitochondrion; cytoplasm. Bases 317 to 1348 code for a protein of 343 amino acids. The transcript is spliced from 10 exons. The record is from RefSeq and is a predicted model, not a curated record.